GAGUUGGACCUCUCGCUUCCUCUCUGGUGUAGCCACAGAUAGAGAACAUCUCUGGUGCGGCUGUCUGACGCCGGUCGGCCAUUUUGGGAAGGUUUGUUCAACGACGAGCUGCUAGCUACCGACAACACCGACGAAUACAUAAAAGGAACUGAAUAACAAAAAAAUACGUUUAAAAAAAAAAACUUUACUUUAAAAAAACAAAACAUCGUUCAAUAUGGGUCCACCAGGAGACAACCCACGUCGUGUGUCCUCUGAAAGAACGGAGGAUUUCAGUUGGUUUGUCAAUUUAUCUUGACAUGGCAUGUAAAGGUUAGUUAGUGGUUGUGACGACUGAAGGAAAAGCACGAAAAAAAAAAACCCCAGCGCAGAUAAAUAGUUAAUAAUUCAACUUCAACGGGGUGAAAGAAAUUAUUAUUAUUAUUUUAUUUUUUUCGAAAAACACGUUUGUUUGUCUGUAUAAAAAAAAAAAAAAAAUUGUUGUAAAAAUCUAGUCGGUUCUCUCUACGGGAAUACUAACCAGCAUGAUGAUAUUGAAGCAAAAUGUCAUUUAAAAUGCCGAGAUACAACAGUUAGGUAGUCAAGCGGACAAGUCAUUCCACAUUAAACACCAAACAAGCCAGACAGAAACUCAGCGGAAAUGUAAAACGAAACAUGGGACUUGUCAGCUAACUUAACCCGCACGACUAUAGGCCUCCAAUUACAUCCAACUAAUAAAAAUGAUGUAGCUAGUUAGUUGACCCACUAACUAGUUAGUGUUGAAAGUGUAUGCUGCUUAGUCUUAACUAGUUCACGUUUAACUUUGUCAACUAAAAAAUAGUCACGCUAUGAGUAUCGACAACGGAAGUAAACAAGGCCGCGGACCAGUUCAAUGGCAUUAAAAAACACCCCGGGAGAUGUUAAAAUACUCUGUAAACUUCAAUGUUUUAACUUGGUGCCAUCGGCUUCUGGCAUCCACAUUGACUUGUCAUGAUGCUUUUCUAUAUAUGUCCCUCAGUUAUUCAGGAACACGUUCAUAACGCGGUCUCUGCCGAGAAAUAAACACAAACAAAACGGCGUCAAUCAUGGACGAAGCUUUGAGUUUGAGAAGACACGAAUAAAAUUGUCUUUUAGUUUUGUGUAGUAAUCUCCUAUUUCACUAGCGAGAAGUAGUGUCGGUAUGGGUUUGGGAAAUGGCUAUCCUUUCUGUUAGUAGUUGUUGUCAGUAACCUAAAGGAAAAGGUGUACUUCUCAUUUUUAAUUUGCUCAUUUGUUUUCACUAGGCAAAUGUGUUAGAAUUAAAGUUCAUUUGGUCUGUAUUCAAAUGUCAUACUUUUAAUCACAGCAUGGCUUCUUGAGUAAUUACUAAAACAAAUGUAGCCAAAUAUUGAUUCAAGAACCCCCGCUCCCCCUCCUGAGCAUAAACUAUUUUAAAUAAACAAAAUGACAUAGCUUGCUAUUUCAUUUGUUUCCUCCUUAAGUUGGUAGUUAUUUCAAAAGAGCUAGUGUAGAAUAAUUUAGAUUUCUCGUUCUGUAAAAGGUAGCUAACGAGCUACAUAUAGACAACUCGAAAGUAUAGUCAAAAAUAUUCUGUAAUUAGGGAAGACACCUAGCAUCAAAAUCUAAUCAUGGGGGACCCAACCUGGAGAAGAAACCAAACUAGAGAUCGACUCCGUGCUCAGAUUCGAAAGAAAAGGGAAUCUUUGGCAGACCAGUUUGACUUCAAGAUCUACAUAGCCUUUGUGUUCAAGGACAAGAAGAAGAAGUCUGCUCUGUUCGAGGUAGCUGAAGUGGUACCAGUGAUGACCAACAACUAUGAAGACAACAUCCUGAAAGGUGUGCAGGCUUCCAGCUACUCCCUCCAGAGUUCCAUGGAACUUCUGCAGAAAGAUGUCGUGCAGUUGCACGCCCCACGCUACCAAUCAAUGCGCAGGGAUGUCAUAGGAUGCACCCAGGAGAUGGACUUCAUCCUGUGGCCGCGCAACGACAUAGAGAAGAUAGUCUGUCUCUUGUUCUCCAGAUGGAAGGGGGCCGAGGAAGAACCCUUCAGGCCUGUUCAGGCCAAGUUUGAGUUUCAUCAUGGAGACUACGAGAAGCAGUUGUUGCACGCUAUCGGCCGGAGGGACAAGGCUGGUAUGGUUAUGAACAACCCGACUCAGUCGGUCUUCCUCUUUAUGGACCGACAGCACUUACAGACUCCUAAAACCAAGGCCACAGUUUUUAAGUUGUGCAGCCUUUGCCUGUACCUGCCCCAGGACCAGCUAACGUGCUGGGGCGUUGGAGACAUCGAAGACCAUCUCCUCCCGUACAUGCCCGACUAGGCCCAGCCGGCCUCCAUGGCUUCCACCCACAACACAAGGAAGACUUAACCCCUAAGCCACUGAAGCAAGUUGAUCUCAUCCACCACACAUCCUUCCUUCCAUUGAAUAGAACUGCUGCUUGGGUCUCUUGUUUGUUAAGUUUUUCCAUCGUCCUGAAGCUAAUUUUAAAAAAUAAAUAAAAAUCUGUAUUUUGUUUUUCCUUACCUACCAAGCUUCCUCCUCCUAGCAGUUUUUGGAUUGGUUCUACCUUUUUAUCCACCCUCCCUCCACCAUCCAUCUUGUUGUUUCUGUUUAUUUUGAACCUGCACGAACAUUGAUUUUGAGUGGUUGGUUAUCUCCCCCCCAUCCCCAUGGAGCCGCACUGUCAACGACACAGAGCAGGAACUCUUCAUGUUGCUACCAAGCAGGAUCAAAAGCCAUCACAGGUUGUUUUUAUUACGAUGUUCACAGGGGUCCUCUGUCUCUGCUGGACACAUUGUAAACCAUGUCAUAACAGAUUGGAAAAGCUUCUAUCAUUUCAAAAUCUUGGGUUAGAUGGAAAACAUACCUGGGGAGGAAGAGGGGGGGGUGUUCUAGAAGGACUAGCUACCAUCUAUGACGGGUCAGCCUAGAUAAAAGCUUGGGUUAGAGGGAAACAUACCUGGGGAGGAAGAGGGGGGGGGUGCUCUAGAAGGACUAGCUACCAUCUAUGACGGGUCAGCCUAGGUGGCGUUAAAACGUCCCCUGUAAAGCGAAGAUAAAAGGUGAAGGAGUGUUUGUCAAAUCAUUUGGUGUAGGUAUUUCCAUAUUUUUUUUUUAUAUAUAUAUAUAUUUUUUUUAAGCCACACUUGUUUAAUGUUGGCUGGUUAUUUCCUUUCUGGGUUCAUUUCCUUUUCCUGUGAAAUAUACCAGGAACACCGUUGGUCUGAUCUGGAGUUGGGAACUGAUGGGAGGAAGUUGUCAAGACAGACGGUGAAUCGCAUGGUGUUUUAUUGUGUUGGAAGGUUGUUAUCACGCAAAGCCAUUCGAGCUACUGAAAUGUGAUGUUUGUUUCUAGGGUGGGGGUUGGCAUGGGUGUUGUUUGUUUCUGGGUGGGGGUUGGCAUGGGUGUUGUUUGUUUCUGGGUGGGGGUUGGCAUGGGUGUUGUUUGUUUCUGGGUGGGGGUUGGCAUGGGUGUUGUUUGCAGAAUGAAUGUACCUAACAACGGAACAGGUUGUGGAGUUAAUUAAAUGGGACCGUCACCUGUUUAUAUUCCUUUAAUUCGAUAGUAUCCCAAAGGGGACUAAUUGUUGCAGUGCUUAUAAAAUGUAAAAUGGGGGGUGGUUUUUGUUUUGUUGUUGCUUGCUUUGCUGGGGGGGAAAAUCAGUCAGUACAUUUAAUUGAGGGUUUUCUUUGUUGAUUCAAUAUGUUCUAUUUUAAAAGGUUAUUUGAGUCUAUUCUUCCUUUUUUUUUUUUUUUAAUUUUUUAAAUGCAUCUAGAAAUCAACACGGCUGAACAAAUCCCAAUACAAUGUAACAUUUGAAAGUA
Messenger RNA from Oncorhynchus nerka (sockeye salmon), 3803 nucleotides. It is a transcript of the gene lg4h6orf62, whose product is annotated as linkage group 4 C6orf62 homolog. The coding region runs from base 1605 to 2297 and encodes 230 amino acids. The transcript is spliced from 5 exons. The record is from RefSeq and is a predicted model, not a curated record. NCBI's taxonomy places the organism in Eukaryota, Metazoa, Chordata, Actinopteri, Salmoniformes, Salmonidae.